Messenger RNA from Gadus morhua (Atlantic cod), 3066 nucleotides. It is a transcript of the gene lpar2b, whose product is annotated as lysophosphatidic acid receptor 2b. Lineage: Eukaryota; Metazoa; Chordata; Actinopteri; Gadiformes; Gadidae. The record is from RefSeq and is a predicted model, not a curated record. The transcript is spliced from 6 exons. Gene Ontology annotation, molecular function: lysophosphatidic acid receptor activity. The coding region runs from base 532 to 1641 and encodes 369 amino acids. Gene Ontology annotation, cellular component: membrane. Gene Ontology annotation, biological process: G protein-coupled receptor signaling pathway.
GCGGAUCCCUUUAUCGUGCGAGCUCGUGUUCUCCCGUCGCCGCCGCCGCGCCCUUUAUCAGUGGUUCAGCCACUCUGCUCAGUGCUCACCGCCACAGGUAGGCUACGACCGGGGAGCCUUAAAGGGAACACACGGUGGAAUAAACCACUUUUGUUGGUGGAAGACGGACCCUUUUAGAAACAUCUGGAAUGGAGAAGCACUAGUAAUAGAGCAGCAGAUUACAAGAGCGCAAACAGACAAGAACUACACCAUGGGGGAUUGUGGCCAUGGCAAGUUUACUGUAUACCGGGAAGGUCCAGAGUCUCAGACCGGCCAACACCAAAGGCUUCUCCUCAACUCCUGCAUCCUCCCUUCCUACCAUACAAUGGUGUGCCGGUGUUCCACCUAGAUAGGGUCACUAUCUAAAAACCUCCCCCGUCAAACCCUACCCUUUCUGAGGUCGGACCGGCCUCCACAGGGCCUGCCUGGGCCACUCUCUCCCCGCCUUAAUCCCAUUUCUCUCAGCUCAGCCUUUCCCCCCUCCAUCACAUCAUGUUGAUGGACAGGACUGGGGAGGACGUCAGCGGUUGCUACUACAACCGCUCGGUCAAGUUCUUCUACGAAGAGAGCGGCAAGAACAUCAGCGACCACUGGCGUAGACGGGACUACGUCAUCGUGAGCCUGGGCAUGUUGGUGUGCUUCAUCGUCAUCCUCUCCAACUUGUUGGUCAUGUUGGCCAUCUUCGUCAACCGCCGCUUCCACUUCCCCAUCUACUACCUGCUGGGCAACCUGGCGGCCGCUGACCUCCUCUCAGGGAUCUCCUACCUCCACCUCAUGUUCCACACGGGCCCCUGGACCAGCAAGCUGUCCAAGAACCAGUGGUUUGUGCGCCAGGGGCUGAUCGACACCAGCCUCACGGCCUCCGUGGUCAACCUGCUGGCCAUCGCCGUGGAGCGCCACCAGACCAUCUUCACCAUGCAGCUGCACAGCAAGAUGACCAAUCGCCGGGUGGUCAUGUUGAUCAUCGGCAUCUGGCUGGUGGCCAUCCUCAUGGGCCUGGUGCCGACCAUGGGCUGGCACUGCGUGUGCGACCUGGAGAACUGCUCCACCAUGGCGCCCAUGUACAGCCGCAGCUACCUGGUGUUCUGGGGCCUGCUCAACCUGCUCACCUUCACCGUCAUGUUGGCGGUGUACAUGCGCAUCUUCCUGUACGUGCGCCACAAGAGCCAGCGCAUGUCGCAGCACACCAGCCAGGUGCGGCACAAGGAGACGGUGGUCAACCUGAUGAAGACCGUCUCCAUGAUCCUGGGCUGCUUCGUGAUCUGCUGGACACCCGGCCUGGUGGUGCUGCUGCUGGACGGCCUGGGCUGCGACAGCUGCAAGGUGCUCCGCUACGAGAAGUACUGCCUGGUGCUGGCCGAGUGCAACUCCUUCGUCAACCCCAUCAUCUACUCCUUCAGGGACAAGGACAUGUGGCGGACCUUCAAGAGCAUCCUGUGCUUCCCGUGUCGGCGGGACCGCGGCGGGGAGUCGGCGGCCCGCUUCACCAGCAUGGAGCAAGAGCCUCUUAAGGGUCAAGGUACUACAUUGACAGAGUUGAAGAACGGAGCCUCCAAAAGUGUCCUAGGAUCCAAAGACGCCCUGGACUCCUCGGAGAAUUAGCGUUCACCUGAAUCAAGAACAUUUGCCACUUCAUUUUGUAUCAUAUUUUAUCUGUAUGUUUUUUUUUGUAUUGCUCAUUAUGAAUACUGACUAUGAAUACAUUAUGAAUAUUUUUUUUUGUCUUUCAUAAUGUUAUUACCCAGAAAGCAUAGUGCAGGUCAAUAUUUGAUUGCAUUGUAAAAGUUCAUGUAUCAUCUUAGUGUUUGGAAUUUUAUUUCUAUGUGUGCAGUAAACAAGGCAAAAAAUAGUAGGGCUUGAAUCAGCCUUGUAUUUAUAGUCAUCCAAUGACGGCAGGGUUCAAUUUGAGACCAAGAGUUUUAAAAUGUUCACAAUCAAAGGCUGAAUCCAUGUAUAACUUGUAUUUCUUUGGUGAAGUUGUUGCACUUUUUUUUUUUUCUUAAUCCAAGGGUACUCUGAAGGAGGGGGUGGGGGGUGUCGUUUUAGAAUUAUCGUUUUGUUCUCUUGGUUUGCAUGUGCACAUCAAAUCAAUCUCAUAAUGUUAAUAUAUUUAAAGAUCUGACCUUUGAACUGUAACCCAGCAGACAUGAUGGCAAUGUGGGUUGAAUCCCAACGUUGAAUUUGCAUGUUUAACCCAUAGAAACUGACCUAUCAUUAAACGCUUGAUACCUGCAAAUGUCUUAAGUCUGGGGGGUUGUGGCUGAUUUAAAAGGCUGCAAGUCUAUUGGAUGCUAUAAAUCCAGAAAUAGGGGAGGGGAGUUGGGAUGCUCUAAUCAAUGUUCCAUUGUGUACCUGAGAUUACAAUACGAAAGGUCGGGGAGGACCUUUGUUGGAAAGUAAACCACCCUUAGUCUCCUUCACUUCUUUUCCACUCCCUUCAUCAUUCCCGUCCUUCCGUCUUGUUGGUAGAUGCUUGAAUACAGAGUCCUUCGGAAUGCUUUUGCCAAACGAUUUGUUGCUCUUCUUUCCCUUCCCAUCCAAUGAGAGCCAGCUCUUGAAAGGGCCCUCCCUCUUUUGCUUCUUCUGCUUCUUUGGCCCCCAGCCGUGUAGCGUGAGAAGGCUGUUGUUGUUUUUCUUCUUCUUUGGUGUCUUAAUGUGCAGCGCCCCCCUCAGCACGCUCAAGGCCCUGAACACAGCCGGCUUGUGUUUCUUCUUCUUACCGAACAACACACUGCGCGACGACGAAGCUCCCAUCGCGUUCACACACCUGGCAGGAACGAUCAGGAUUGAGUGUGUUAACUGGAGUUGUUUCCUAUUCAGAUAAACUUGGACUGACACUUUCUGUCUUCUCCUCUGAGAUGGUGGAAAAUAAGCAGCUCUGCUUCCUAUAGCUCAUGUAUUUAUCAUAUUGAUUUACAGUUUUUCUCAAUCGUUUAAACACGUUUUCUGAAACUAUAGCUCAAUUUCUCAAAACUCUAAACACAAACCUGAGAAGAGUUAAUAAUUUUGUCAAAACUCCACAAAUUC